AUGGCAAGAGUAUUUGAUAAUACAGACGCAUCUCGUAGUGCUAAAAAAUCCGGCUUAAAAUCGGACAAAGCAAAACUGGGUUUAUUGAAUUCAGCACUUUCUGCAACUUAUGGGAUAAAGUUUAAAGCUACUAAUAAUAAACGGACUCAUUACCAUCUAGUAGGUCCAUUCGAUAAAGAAAGCGCCCCAAAGUUGCCACCAUACCAAACGGGUGAAGGACAAUUUUAUGAAAAUG
Paraglomus occultum is the source of this 235-nucleotide messenger RNA. NCBI's taxonomy places the organism in Eukaryota, Fungi, Glomeromycota, Glomeromycetes, Paraglomerales, Paraglomeraceae. The record is from the annotation of a GenBank genome assembly.